UGAAAUGAGCAUCGGACGUUAGACGCGCGCGUCACGAAUCCAGUCCGUUUGAAUUUGGAACGCAGUCGAAGCGCUCGCUCCUCGUCUAGUUACAGCUGCGCGUUGGGCCUAGUGACUUCGUCGUCGGUGAGGUUGGCAGGCCGUUCAUAACAGUACCCACUUUCCAACAUGGCAGAUCAAUUUGUGUUGUAUUAUCAUGUGACGGUGAAGAGCUAUCAUUGACGAGUCAACGUUGUGCGCGGUAUAUUAAGUAUUAUUUAACCGUUUGAGAAAAGCGUGAAAGUAAAAGGUGCGCGGCCGCCAUGGCGGACGUUAAAAAUCCACCGUUCAGCGACAUAAAACGUCCAGAGGAGGUUGUCGCGAUGGCGAUGAACGAUAGCCUGAAAUUCGCUGUGUUGAUCGGACUGAUCGAGGUGGGACAGGUGUCUAAUCGCGAGGUGGUCAACACCGUUCUUCACUUGCUCGUCGGGGGCGAGUUUGACAUGGAACUGAACUUCGUUAUUCAGGACGCGCAGAAUAUCAGGCACAUGCUCGAGCUCCUGGAUCAUUGUCCCCCAAAUUUGCAGGCUGAGAUAUGGAGCGUCUUCAUAGCCAUACUCAGGAAGAGUGUUCGCAAUCUCCAGGCUUGCACCGACGUCGGUUUGAUCGAGCACGUGCUUCACCGGCUAACCCGGGCUGAAACUGUCGUCGCAGACUUGCUUAUCGACAUGCUUGGAGUUUUGGCGAGCUACAGCAUCACGGUGAAAGAAUUGAAGCUCUUGUUCGGCGCGAUGAAAGCGGUGAAAGGAAAAUGGCCAAGACACUCGGCCAAGCUGUUGAACGUUCUUCGCCAAAUGCCACAAAGAAACGGACCGGAUGUAUUUUUCAGCUUUCCUGGAAGAAAGGGUUCGGCUGUGGUCUUACCACCUCUUGCGAAAUGGCCGUACGAGAAUGGAUUCACAUUUACGACCUGGUUUAGACUUGACCCUAUAAACUCGGUGAACAUCGAACGCGAGAAGCCUUACUUGUACUGUUUCAAAACAAGCAAAGGGGUUGGGUACUCGGCACACUUUGUAGGAAAUUGCUUGGUGCUCACUUCUAUGAAGGUGAAAGGGAAGGGCUUCCAGCAUUGUGUCAAAUACGAAUUUCAACCACGAAAGUGGUACAUGAUCGCGAUAGUGUACAUAUAUAACAGAUGGACGAAGAGCGAAAUAAAGUGUCUGGUAAACGGGCAGCUAGCCUCGAGUACGGAAAUGGCAUGGUUCGUUUCGACCAACGACCCAUUCGAUAAAUGCUACAUCGGUGCCACACCGGAGUUGGACGAGGAGCGUGUAUUUUGCGGGCAAAUGAGCGCGAUAUACUUAUUCAGCGAAGCGCUCACCACGCAUCAAAUAUGCGCGAUGCACAGACUGGGCCCUGGAUACAAGAGCCAGUUCCGGUUUGAUAAUGAAUGUUACCUCAAUCUACCUGACAAUCACAAAAGGGUGAGUGACGAGCAGGAGCCCGUUAGCAUGUUGGACCAAAGUAUACAGCCUGUACUCUACGAUGGGAAGUUAUCCAACGCUAUAGUCUUUAUGUACAAUCCCGUUGCGACGGACUCGCAGCUAUGUUUGCAGAGCGCUCCAAAAGGCAACAUGUCUUAUUUUGUCCACACGCCCCACGCUCUUAUGCUGCAGGAAGUAAAAGCUGUCAUCACUCACUCUAUACACAGUACCUUGAAUUCCAUCGGUGGAAUACAAGUUCUAUUCCCAUUGUUCUCUCAGCUGGACAUGUCCUACGAUUGCGUCACUGCUAAUGACAUCAAAAGAGAUCCGACGUUAUGUUCGAAAUUGUUGGGCUUCAUCUGCGACUUGGUAGAAAGUUCGCAAACGGUACAGCAGCACAUGGUUCAGAAUCGAGGAUUUUUAGUCAUCAGCUACAUGCUUCAACGGGCAAGCAGGGACCACCUGACUACAGAGGUAUUGGCUUCGUUUUUGGAGCUUACAAAGCACCUCGUCACAUGCCUGAGUGCCAACAGCGACCUUUUGCUGAAACAGUUGUUUUACUUUUCAUUCCUGACAUGGCAGCUGCUGGACCAUGUCCUCUUUAAUCCUGCCUUAUGGAUUUACACUCCGGCACCAGUACAAUCUCGCCUGUACUCAUACCUGGCAACCGAAUUCCUCAGCGAUACCCAAAUAUAUUCAAACGUCAGAAGAGUAUCAACAGUGCUGCAAACCGUACACACUCUAAAGUAUUACUACUGGGUAGCUAAUCCAAGAGCAAAGAGCGGCAUUACACCAAAGGGACUGGACGGACCCCGUCCACAGCAGAAGGACAUUUUGACGAUACGUUCGUACAUCUUGUUAUUUUUAAAGCAAUUGAUAAUGAUAGGAAACGGCGUGAAGGAUGACGAGCUGCAGAGCAUUCUUAAUUAUUUAACAACGAUGCAUGAGGAUGACAAUUUGCACGACGUUCUGCAAAUGCUGAUAUCUCUGAUGUCGGAACAUCCGUCAUCCAUGGUGCCUGCUUUUGACGCUAAACAAGGAGUGCGAACAAUUUUCAAGCUCUUGGCUGCCGAGAGUCAAUUAAUACGUCUUCAAGCUCUUAAAUUGCUCGGAUUUUUCUUGAGCCGUAGUACGCAUAAGAGAAAGUACGAUGUCAUGAGUCCGCAUAAUCUCUAUACAUUAUUGGCUGAAAGACUGUUGCUGAAUGAAGAGACUCUGUCCCUGCCAACAUACAACGUUCUUUACGAGAUCAUGACUGAACAUAUAAGUCAACAAAUUCUGUACACUCGACAUCCUGAGCCUGAGUCGCUCUACCGAUUGGAAAAUCCAAUGAUACUAAAAGUCGUUGCAACUUUGGUGAGGCAGUCGAAACAAACGGAACAGUUGCUAGAAGUGAAGAAACUGUUUCUUUCGGACAUGACUUUGCUCUGUAAUAACAAUCGUGAAAACCGACGGACCGUUUUGCAAAUGUCUGUAUGGCAAGAGUGGCUGAUCGCAAUGGCUUACAUACACCCAAAAAAUGCAGAGGAACAAAAGAUUUCGGAUAUGGUUUACUCGUUGUUUCGCAUGCUUCUUCAUCAUGCUAUUAAACACGAGUAUGGAGGAUGGCGUGUCUGGGUCGAUACUUUGGCCAUCGUCCAUUCAAAAGUGUCAUAUGAAGAGUUCAAAUUGCAAUUUGCACAAAUGUACGAACAUUACGAGCGUCAGAGGUCGGACAAUAUAACGGAUCCGGAGCUGCGCCAGCAGAGGCCAAUCAGCACAAUAUCAGGAUGGGAUCAACAACACUCUGGGAAUAAUGGAUACACUAGACCAAUACCUUGGACCAAUGCUCAGCAGCCUACCUUGCCGAAUUCGGAAGAACAUUACAAGGAAUUUGACAACCCAGACGCGGCUGAUCGUUUGGAGGAAUCAUGCAGCUGCGAUCUCAAUUCAAUAGACAAUACAGAGAGUGAUGGAAGUCCAGCUUUAAUCAAAUCUCGUAGUGAAACGUUGGAUACAUUGCAAUCUAGUGAGGCAGUGUCGUUAGAUUCCCGGCUAAGUGACAAACCAGAAACACCGACAACAGCUCGGGAAAAUAAUUCCGACACACCGACUAUUCUUGAGGAGGCGAACAGUGAACCAAUUUCGUUACCAACAACGCAUGAAACUAGCGAGAUUAUAUCUAUUGAAAGCUCUAGCGAUUUGUACAGUGAUGUUCAUAAAAUAGAAAGUUCCAGCCCAGAUUCAAUGAUGCAAGAAACAAGGAAAGAAACUAUCACCAACACUCAGGAGUCACAGAGUGACGCGGGUUCUCCAUCGAUUGUAAGAGAAGAUAACAGUCCAGCAAUAACGCCCAUUGAUGAAGAAGACAAUGAUGAAACCUUGGCUAAAGAUGCUGAAUCCAAAAUCGAGGAAGAAGUGAAGUCAAAAGGGUCUCAAGGAGACGCAGAAGAUGAAUUUGACGAAUCAAAAAAAGAGGGUGAAACUGAAACUGAAGCAACAACAGAGGCUCAAGCUGAGCAAAUGGGAGAAAAUGAGAGUGAUGAGCAGUUCGAAGAGAAUAAAACACCCGAAAAUCAUACUAGCGAUGAAGGUAUUAUUGAAAAAAACGCAGAGGAAAUAGUUGUUCUUAAUGAGCAUGAAGAAUCUGUCGAAUCUACCAAAGACUCAGUUACCACGCCUUCGCUUGAAAAAGCUAACCUCAAUGAGGAACUGGAAUCUGAAAAUCCGGUUGUUAACGAAAACAAAUCGAAAGUUAGUACGGAUGUGGAAAAACCUUUGACGGAAGAUCGUGAAGAUAUUAUAGAAAACGAAGAGGUCAAAGUCAGUUUGAAUCAGGAUGAUUUGAACAAAGUCAUUGAAGACAUUGUAAAAACUCCGUCGGUUGAGGAGGAGAAUGUUAGCAAAGAAGAAAUACCCGAAGGUGAUGAUGGAAGCGUUGGCGUGAAGACUGACGAAGAAAAUAAAGAUGAAAGCGCUGAAAAUGUAAAAAGUCUUAUUUGCUCAACUAGUGUAAUAGAAACCUCUGAAGCGUGUAAAGAGAAAAUAGAUGUGGAGGGUAAUGAUUUGGAAUCGGUAGCAGAUAGUGAGUUAAGAAGGAAGGGCGAUAAUAGCACGGUGGAGACUGUAAUAGAAGAUAAAAGUGCUGUUAUUAAUGGUAAUGAUAAUGGCGAUGAAGAAAAAGAAAAAGAAGAGGUAAAUGAUGAACAUUCAGGAGAACCGUCCAAUGUUUCUAUUAGCAUAAGUGAUAAUAAAGCAGACAUUCCAGUGAGGACUGAAACGAUAAAAAUAGCAGAUAGUGUUUCUAAUAUUAGUGACGUUCAAAGUUCUGUAGGUAAUGUGACUCAAGUGCCAAAUCCUAAGCAGCAUAUUCCAACAAUAUCGACGGUCUGUGAUGCAACAAAAAAUUUACCCGACGGUGUGCCUAAAAUUGUUAGUUCUAAAACUAUUGCGACUGACGAUCAGUUGUUGAAUAACUUAACUACAGAUCACAUAGAUGCUCAUCGCAGAUCCAGCCUACCAAUUGUUCCCUCUGAGACUAUCACUGAUGGAAGUAUGGAUGACGCACCUUCUCUGCCCAUUCCCUUGCGUAAGAUGUCGUCACCUCAAAAGCGACCAAGGAGUGCCUCAACAUCGACACAAGUAGACCCCAAUCACUUUGAGUCGAAACGAGCAAAGCAAGGAAACCCUUCCACAAGACCGAUGUUCAGUCCAGGCCCUACGCGACCUCCAUUCAGGAUACCCGAGUUCAAAUGGUCGUACAUACACCAGAGAUUACUUUCAGAUGUUCUAUUUUCGCUGGAAACUGACAUUCAAGUCUGGAGAAGCCAUUCAACAAAGUCUGUAUUAGACUUUGUGAACAGCAGUGAGAAUGCUAUAUUCGUAGUGAAUACUGUUCAUUUGAUAUCUCAGCUUGCUGACAAUCUUAUAAUAGCCUGCGGUGGUCUCCUUCCGUUACUUGCAUCUGCGACUUCGCCUAAUAGCGAACUGGAUGUAAUAGAGCCGACUCAGGGUAUGCCAAUUGAGGUAGCUGUUUCCUUUCUGCAAAGACUAGUCAAUAUGGCCGACGUACUCAUUUUCGCUAGUUCAUUAAAUUUUGGAGAACUAGAGGCAGAGAAAAAUAUGUCCAGCGGUGGAAUCCUACGGCAAUGUCUACGAUUGGUCUGUACAUGUGCUGUUAGAAACUGCUUAGAGUGUAAAGAACGUGGCAGACCUUACAGCAUGUUAGGUCGGCAGAUCGGUUCUAGUAAUAAAUCACAGCACAUACAGUCGCUCAUAAGAGGAGCUCAGACCUCGCCUACGAUUGUUUUGGACAAGCUGGCAACUCAGCAGCUAAGUCCGGUCAAAGAUCCUGAAAAGUUGUUGCAGGAUAUGGAUGUUAAUCGCCUAAGAGCUGUUAUUUACAGAGAUGUUGAAGAAACCAAGCAGGCUCAGUUUCUGUCCCUCGCUAUAGUUUACUUCAUCUCUGUACUAAUGGUAUCUAAAUAUCGCGACAUACUGGAACCACCGAUCCCUCAACGACCACCAAGCCCAGUUCAAAAUGUACAAACAAAUGGAACUAACAUUAGGCCCGGAAGUCCGUCAGCAGAUGGGAGUGGUGGUGGAGGAGGGCGACCACUGUUUCCACAGUGGUCUCACCAUGUGUACCCUCAGUUCCUCCCGGGGUCUCACCCCAACGCCAAUGCGAACCACCACACCAGCCAGCACCACCACCAGCACCCACUACCACCGGCUGCCAGGCACACUAGUCGCCAGCCCCCAUCCAGUUAUUAUCUCCCGAAUAACCACAAUAACCACUCCUCGAACCAUCACUCGAAUAACUAUAACUACCAUCACCAUCAUCAUUAUCAUCACCAUAAUAACAACAAUCACCAUCAUACGCUUCAGAAGCAUAUCGAUCAGCCCCGAAAUCUCUAUCAUAGAAAUUCUGGUGUCGGUCUGCAAGGAAGCGGCGGUGUCAUGAGUCAGUCUGGUUCCCAAGAUGAUGGCGAAUAUGAAGUUAUCAUUGUCGGUGAAAAUAAUUCUUCCAUAUUGGCUGACCAUGAAGUUUCCUCGAGUGGUCCCGCAUCCAUAAAGGGAGGUCAUAGUGGCGUACCUCGGUCACGGACUAUCCUGGAGGACAAUUACGCCUUACCUGACUCUACGCUUGGCUAUGCUCCAAGACCUGAGCCACUCCCACGAAAUAUUCAGAGUAACGACUCAAGCGAAGAAACAAUACACCAGAGUAAUAUGACGGCAGACCCUAGCCCCUCGGAAGCAACUACUGAUAACGAAAACAAGCUAAAUUCCUCCGAAGAUGCUUGGACUGAUGUCAAUCUGAACGAGGAUGGAGAUUCCAUUUCUGCUACAAAUCCAAGAGAGGAUCCCCGGAAUAUUCAUAACAUUGCUCACUCGCGGGGCAACAUUCCUGACAAUGAAGGCAAUGUCCUAGACCAGGAAAUGUUGGCCAAUACUGAACGUGGUGAAAAGCCAACAGCUGAAAUAUCGGUUGUACGAGUGCCAGAUCGAUUGAUGAUGACAGCGACAUCGCCACGACCUGACGAUCUGCCAAUUAAAGGCCUGGUUGAUCACCUUCCUAUACCAACACCAUCGCGGGAAGCUUCUCUCACUCAAAAGCUCGAAAUGGCCUUGGGCUCUGUCUGCCCAUUACUCAGAGAAAUUAUGGUGGAUUUUGCACCAUUCUUGUCAAAAACUCUUGUUGGUUCACACGGACAAGAGUUGCUUAUGGAGGGAAAAGGAUUGACCACCUUCAAGAACAGCAAUUCCGUUGUGGAACUUGUCAUGCUGUUGUGUUCGCAGGAGUGGCAAAAUUCUUUGCAGAAACACGCGGGUCUUGCUUUCAUUGAACUGAUCAAUGAAGGAAGGCUGCUAUCGCACGCCAUGAAGGAUCACAUAGUUCGGGUAGCAAAUGAGGCAGAAUUCAUCCUGAACAGGAUGCGAGCCGAUGACGUACUUAAACACGCCGACUUCGAAUCGCAGUGUGCCCAAACUCUUUUGGACCGUCGAGAAGAGGAGCGAAUGUGCGAUCACCUGAUAACGGCAGCUCGAAGAAGAGACAACGUGAUCGCAAGUCGAGUUUUAGAAAAAGUUCGCAAUAUAUUAUCCAACAAACAUGGUGCCUGGGGUUACAUGGAUCCAAUGGCAGCAAGGAUGGCAGAAUUCUGGAAACUAGAUGCUUGGGAGGAUGAUGCACGCAGGCGAAAACGUUUCGUGCACAAUCCACUGGGCUCUAGUCAUCCCGAAGCCACUCUUAAGGCAGCCCUCGAACACGGUGCACCUGAAGACGCGAUUCUUCAAGCUCGAGAAGAAUUCCACGCUCAUCUCGCUGCUUCACGAGCUCAUCAGCAGCAAAUACAAUCUGCAGACCUCAUGGACGACAGUGAAUUACUCUCGGACGACAGAGACCUUGACAACGACCUUACGGGCCCAGUGAACAUCAGCACGAAGGGCAAACUGAUAGCACCAGGAAUUGUGGCGCCGGGUAUCAUCUCCGUCACAUCUACGGAAUUAUACUUCGAGGUGGACGAGGACGACCCCGAAAUAAAGAAAAUCGACACUGAGGUCCUCAAGUACUGCGAUCACCUUCAUGGAAAAUGGUACUUUUCCGAGGUUCGUGCGAUAUUCUCGCGUCGUUACCUUCUGCAGAACGUAGCGAUAGAAAUAUUUCUCGCGAGCAGAACUUCGAUCCUCUUCGCAUUCCCCGACCAAGCAACGGUGAAAAAGGUGAUCAAGGCGCUGCCGCGGGUCGGCGUUGGAAUCAAAUAUGGGAUUCCGCAGACUAGAAGAGCUUCGAUGAUGUCGCCUCGUCAACUCAUGCGGAGUUCAAACAUGACCCAAAAAUGGCAACGCAGAGAGAUAUCGAAUUUCGAAUACUUGAUGUUUCUCAACACCAUUGCUGGGCGAACCUACAACGACCUCAAUCAGUACCCCGUCUUUCCUUGGGUUCUGACCAACUACGAGACCAAGGAACUCGACCUGAGCCUCCCGAGCAACUAUCGGGACCUCUCUAAGCCCAUCGGCGCGUUGAACCCGAGUCGUCGCGCCUACUUUGAGGAACGCUACCAGAGCUGGGAACAUGAUAGUAUUCCACCGUUUCACUACGGCACUCACUAUUCAACCGCUGCCUUCGUUCUCAACUGGCUAAUUCGUGUGGAACCGAUGACAACAAUGUUCCUAGCGCUCCAGGGGGGCAAGUUUGAUCACCCCAACAGGCUGUUCUCGUCUAUCGCACUUUCCUGGAAGAAUUGUCAGCGAGACACGUCAGACGUCAAGGAAUUAAUUCCGGAGUUUUUCUUCCUGCCCGAGAUGCUUGUCAACAGUAAUCGCUACCGAUUGGGCAGACAGGAGGACGGAAGCGCUGUCGGCGACGUGGAUCUACCACCGUGGGCAUCCUCGCCGGAAGAGUUCAUCCGCAUCAAUCGAAUGGCACUCGAGUCCGAGUUUGUUUCCUGCCAGCUGCAUCAGUGGAUCGACCUGAUAUUCGGGUACAAGCAGAAAGGUCCGGAAGCGGUCAGGGCGACGAACGUAUUUUACUACCUGACCUAUGAGGGCAGCGUGGAACUUGACUCGAUCGGAGACCCAGUAAUGAAGGAGGCUAUCGAGAACCAGAUCCGGAAUUUUGGACAGACGCCGUCUCAGCUGUUGAUGGAACCGCAUCCUCCCAGAAGCUCAGCGAUGCACCUGUCCCCAAUGAUGUUUUCGAGCAUUCCGGACGACGUAUGCAUGACGAUCAAGUUCCCGUCCAACUCGCCGAUUUGCCAUAUAUCGGCCAACACUUAUCCCCAGCUUCCGUUGCCCUCCGUCGUGACGGUGACCACGGGACAACAGUUUGCUGUUAAUCGGUGGAACACAACCUACGCUGCAUCGGUUCAGUCUCCGAGCUACGCUGACACUCCGCAAACGCAGGCAGUUAAUCAGCCCUUGUCGAUGGAUCCGGUUCUUUCUCAAACGUCAAACAGCUCGAAUCCGGCGCUCCGACGACACUUGGGUGAUAAUUUCAGCCAGAAGUUAAAGAUCCGGAGCAACUGCUUCGUCACCACAGUUGAUAGCAGAUUCCUCGUUGCUUGCGGAUUCUGGGACAACAGUUUCCGCGUAUUUUCUACCGAGACAGCUAAAAUAGUCCAGAUUGUCUUUGGGCACUACGGAGUGGUGACCUGCCUCUCCCGAAGCGAGUGCAACAUCACAUCCGACUGCUACAUAGCCUCGGGAAGCGCGGAUUGCACGGUUCUUCUCUGGCAUUGGAACGCGCGUACCCAGACAAUAGUCGGCGAAGGCGAGGCCCCCGCACCCCGGGCGACGUUGACGGGCCACGAGCAGCCAGUGACAGCCGUCGUCAUCUCAGCCGAGCUUGGCCUGGUGGUUUCAGGAUCGCAUUACGGCCCCGUCCUCGUGCACACGACCUUCGGCGAUCUUCUCCGGUCCCUCGACGCUCCGUCGGGUUACUCUUCACCUGAAAACAUUGCCAUGUCCCGAGAGGGUGUCAUAGUAGUCAAUUACGAACGGGGACACGUCGCGGCUUUCACGAUAAACGGAAAACGACUUCGUCACGAGUCUCACAACGAUAAUCUUCAGUGCCUGCUCCUGAGCCGCGACGGCGAGUACCUGAUGACUGGAGGAGACAAGGGGAUCGUUGAAGUCUGGCGGACCUUCAAUCUCGCGCUGCUCUACGCGUUCCCGGCCUGCGAAAGCAGUGUCAGAUCGCUGGCGCUAUCGCACGACCAAAAAUUCCUUCUAGCCGGAUUGGCAAACGGUUCGAUGGUCAUCUUCCACAUAGAUUUUAACAGAUGGCAUCACGAGUUUCAGCAGCGCUACUGAAUUCUUCUGAACGGCGGGAUAAGCGUGCGAGCGAGAUAAUCAGAGUAAAGAAGAAAUCAGUCAUUCCAUUAUCGCUGUGAUGAUACGCAUUUUUAUACUUUGAAGCAGACGCAAAUUGAUAAAACGAAACACUAAAAAUGGCAAAAAAAAAUAGAAAAAAGAAAAAAGAAUAGUAACAAUCGGAACUUGAUACAUUAUAUUAUAAGUCUAGAAAAUCGCUUGAAUAAUGCUGAUAAACUUUUCGCUCAGUUUUUCAGUAACUACAGUUACUUUAUGAUCAACUACCACUCAAAGAUUUUUUUUUAAAGAUAUAUUUUAACUAGGUUUUUAACUCUUUAUUAGAGUUGUAUUCAAAAUUCCCUAAUUUUCCUGGAAGAAAAAAACAGACUUAGGAGUGGUUCCAUUAUAAUUAUAAUUAUUAUUCUAACUUUGAUUUUGUUCUAAAUGGUGUUACUUAUUUGAUUAAAAGAGAGAAGAGUGAUGGAAAUAUGUACAAUCGAAACAGGAUUUCGAUUAGAUUUUAUUUUGGAGCAAUUACGUUUAUGUUCAUGUAAUAUGAUUUUAGCAUGAUUGCGAAAUCUACUUUGUAAGUAUUGUUUGUUAAUCAUUACUAUCAUCAUUAGUUGUUCUCUUUGUUAAAUUGUUUUUUCAACCCUGUAAAGAAAUGAAAAAAUAAGCAACAUAGGAAAGAAUGAGAAGAUAAUUUUCAACAACGAAUACUAUGUAGUAUUAUAUAAUAAUCUUGUUCGAACUAUUUGUUACAUUAUUAAAAAUCACCGCGAAUAUAAAUCUAUAAUAUAUAAUUUAUUCACUAACUCGCGAUGUGAAGCAAGAAGAAAUAUGUUUCAAAUAUUUAUACCGUGUAAUCUUCACAUUAUACGAACAGUCGUCUAUGUGCAAUCGGUGUUUUUGAUGAUUAUAAUAAUUUUUAACGUAUCGGAUCGAUCGCCGAUUUGCAGCGUGAUCGUUAGGCACAGUAUGUACUUACGCCUAGAUGUUUUAUAUAUAUGAUAGUGGUGUUAAGAAAGUACUUUCUGAUUAUGUAUUGAAUAAUAGGGUACAUAUGUAUAUAUGUAUCUCGGUAUUUUGCGUAAUAACAAUGUUAUUCACCCUCAAUAUAAUAACAGUUAUUGAUUCUGCACAGAACUUCGUUUGAGGCAAAAAAUUAAGAGAAAAAUAUUAUGAUAAUAGGUAUAAAUCAAACAAUCCACAACUGAAUCUGCCGAGGUAUUUAAUAAUUAUGAUUCUUGUGUCGAGUAUAUGAUAGUUUUCGAAUCGUUUACUGCAUAACGUGUAAAAGCUUGGCUAUUUAUAUAUAUAUACAUAAUUAUGUGUAUAUAAUAAGUAACUAAAAGAUAUGUUAUUAACAUUAACGCUAGUCAAUUACGGAGACUUUGAUCUACUAUAUAACUGUCUACGUUGCAAUCUUUCGAAAGCUUACAACUAC
This is a messenger RNA of Diprion similis, 11703 nucleotides long. It is a transcript of the gene rg, whose product is annotated as neurobeachin. Gene Ontology annotation, biological process: intracellular protein localization. The transcript has 53 exons. NCBI's taxonomy places the organism in Eukaryota, Metazoa, Arthropoda, Insecta, Hymenoptera, Diprionidae. Gene Ontology annotation, cellular component: cytosol; membrane. Bases 303 to 10256 code for a protein of 3317 amino acids. Gene Ontology annotation, molecular function: protein kinase binding. The record is from RefSeq and is a predicted model, not a curated record.